AAGCAUGUGUAGGGUUUAGAUUGUUUCGCAGAAUCAUAAUGUGGCCGUAUCUCGAAUCGGAGGAUUUCAGCGUGUUGCCGCCUGAUCAAAACCGAAGGUUUAACCCUGCUUUCAACAUGGCCUCACUGAAACAAGUUGUCAAUGAUGUUGUCGAAAGAGUGCGCACGCCGACCCCGAUGCGGCUGAGGGACCUGAUAAGGCAGAUCCGUGCGGCACGCACGGCUGCCGAGGAGCGAGCUGUGAUCAACAAGGAAUGUGCCUACAUCCGCAGUACGUUCCGCGAGGAGGAUAGUGUGUGGAGAUGUCGCAACAUCGCCAAACUGCUGUACAUACACAUGCUAGGAUACAAAGCCCACUUUGGCCAGUUGGAGUGUCUGAAGCUGAUUGCGUCGCCGAGGUUCACAGACAAGAGGAUUGGCUACCUCGGAGCCAUGUUGUUGCUGGAUGAGCGACAAGACGUGCAUCUGCUCAUCACAAACAGCUUGAAAAAUGACCUCAACAGUUCCGUACAGUUUGUGGUCGGGCUUGCGUUGUGCACACUAGGCGCCAUAGCUUCUCCUGAGAUGUCGCGAGAUUUAGCCGCCGAGGUGGAGCGCUUGAUGAAGUCACCCAACGCUUACGUACGCAAGAAAGCUGCGUUGUGUGCGUACAGGAUCAUACUCAAGGUGCCGGAACUCAUGGAAAUAUUUCUGCCUGCCACUCGGUCACUGUUGUCAGAGAAAAAUCAUGGUGUUUUGAUCACCGGAGUUACGUUAAUUACCGAGAUGUGUGAACAGAGCGUAGACACACUCAACCACUUCAAAAAGAUUGUUCCUAACUUGGUUCGGAUACUCAAGAACCUCAUCAUGGCCGGAUAUUCUCCCGAACAUGAUGUUUCUGGCGUCAGUGAUCCUUUCCUUCAGGUCAAAAUAUUGAGACUGCUGAGAAUCCUGGGUAAGAAUGAUGUGGAGGCGUCGGAAGCCAUGAACGACAUCUUGGCUCAGGUGGCUACUAACACAGAGACCAGCAAGAACGUAGGCAACACCAUCCUCUACGAGACUGUGCUCUCUAUCAUGGACAUCAAGUCCGAGGGAGGACUCAGGGUACUAGCGAUAAACAUUCUCGGCAGAUUCCUGCUCAACAAUGAUAAGAACAUUAGGUAUGUUGCACUCAACACCCUGUUGAAGACUGUCUACGUUGACACGAGUGCCGUGCAGAGACAUCGGACCACAAUACUGGAGUGCUUGAAGGACCCAGAUGUGUCUAUCCGGCGGCGUGCGUUGGAGCUCAGUUUUGCAUUGGUAAACGGCAACAACAUCCGUGCUAUGAUGAAAGAGCUUUUGCUGUUUUUGGAGCGCACUGAUCCGGAGUUCAAGGCACAAUGCUCGUCCAGCAUCGUCCACGCGGCUGAAAGAUUCGCUCCAAACAAGAAAUGGCAUCUGGACACUUUGCUGAGAGUGUUGGUUGCGGCUGGUAACUACGUGAGGGAUGACGUUGUGAGCAGCACUAUCCAGCUGAUCUCAGAGACGACGGCCCAACAGACUUACAUCGUACAACAGCUGUGGAUGGCUCUGGAGAGUGACACAGCUGAUCGCCAGCCCCUCACUCAGGUGGCCACGUGGUGCAUCGGAGAGUACGGGGACAGUCUGCUGUACGCACCUGAUUCCCCUGUCAAGGUGACGGAGAUGGAAGUUAUCCAGGUAUACCAGAGGUUGUUGUGGUCUCCUCAGAACUCCACCAUCACCAAGCAGUACGCUCUCAUGUCACUGGUCAAACUCAGCACUCGCUUCAACUGUGAUACAGGUAAAAUCCAAGAGCUUGUGGAGAUGUUUGGAAGCCAUGUACACAUGGAGCUACAACAGAGAGGAGUAGAAUUCACACAACUGUUUGGCAAAUAUGACCAUUUGCGAAGACCACUGCUGGAGCGAAUGCCGCCGAUGGAGGUGGUGCGGACAAACCCUGCUGAGACCAACGGAGAGGUGGAGCCAGAGACGAACUCCGAGGUGUUAGAUAUCACCCCGGUAGACACACAGGACUCGAACGCACUGCUGGUGUUGCUGGGUGGUGACACAGGGGAAGGAGAUAUUGUCAGACCUGUAGAGCAGAGUAAACCUAUCGUACCUACAGACAAUCAGGACUUGCUCGACCUGCUGGGUGGUUUGGACGUAGGGACGACGACCAUUCCUACAAUCAACAGUGACACCAACACCAACGACCUGGCUAUCGUCACCAACGGCCCCAGUACCCAGCUGACCAGUGCCACGGUCACAACAGUACAGAACAACAACAACAUUCUCCUCAAUUCUCUCAACAGUGCCAACCUGCUGGACGGCCUGGCCCCUAGUGUGCCAGAGAUUGUAGCGUUUGAUAAGAACGGGCUGCGGCUGGUGUUCGGAGUGGAAAGGUUGACGGACGCUCCAACAACCACUGUAGUCCAUGUGACUGCCACCAACCAGACGCAGACACCCUUCACAGAGUUCCUCUUUCAAGCAGCUGUGCCUAAGACAUUCCAACUACAGAUGAUGCCUCCGUCGGGGACAGUGAUCAGCCCGGGCGGCCAGGUCACUCAGACAGUGCGAGUAGUCAAUCCCAACAAGAGCAUGCUGAAGAUGAGGAUCCGCAUCAACUAUUCAUGUAAUGGAGCCACAGUUCAGGACCAAGCGGACGUGACCAACUUUCCCCCGGAAACUUGGCAAUGACCUUCCGCGUAACUCGCGUUCCUCUCAACCACUUCAUCAACGUGUACAUAAUAGUAUUUAUAUCAAUUACAAACUCGUUAAAGCCAAUAUAUUUUUCCCAUCUCAUAAUAGCAUUCAUGAACUUACCACUAGGAAAUUAAUGUAAAUUUGUAUAUUCGUAUGGGUCAAUUAUAUUUUAUUUACGGCUUAUUUGUCGGAUAUCAAAUAUGAUUUUAAACAAUUGGGUUUUUAAAUUUGGGUUCUCAUUUUAUUUGAUUUUAAGUUUUGUCAAGCUUAAAAUUAAUUAGAAUGGUGGAGAAUCAAUUGAGUUCAAUACAAUAUUAAAAAUAUUGUACAGAUGUACUUGAACUUGAUUAUUAAAUUUGUUGUAUUUGACAAAUUGUUAAAAGAAAUUGUAACAAAGGGAAAAAUAAUAAGCAAGUUAUUAAAGCCUGAAUAAAUGGCACAUUCCAUUCCUUUAAACUGCAGAAAUAAAAUGUGUUAGGGUAUUUUCUUCAAAAUAGUUUUCGGGUACAUUGCAGGUUUUUUUUCAGAUUUUAAAUUCCUAUGACUUAAGAACUUAAGGAAGAUACAAUAAAUUUAAUUAUUUUUAAAAUCGUGUGUUGCAAUUGAAGCAUUAUACUUCUAACAAUGAGCUGGAAGUAGGAUUGGCUCAUAUAAUUGAUGAGAAAUUUUAUUUGAGUGGGCUUGAAUAAAUAUCAUUAUGUAUAAAGACAUGUAAAUAAAAUCAAGAGAUAUGAGAUAUAACUAGUAUAAUCUUGUAUAUAUGUGACCAGUAUUUUAACGAAUUAAUUUGAAAUUGUAGAACUGAGUUUUGUAUAUUUAAAAAGUGUCAUAGUCGAUAUUUAAUAGGAACAUAUUACCGGCUUAGUUACUAUUUCGGAUGUCAAAAAGACUGCAAUAGGAAGUAGAUUAAUCUUUUAUUGCAAUUAUUGUUAAAAUACAGAUCGAUAGUUUUUAGGUAAUAAUGUUAUCUACUUAAUUUGUUAUAGAAACAUUUCCACUUGUUACUUUGGCCUAUAUUUGUACUUAAUUUUUACUUUGUCUUGUUUUAUUUUCGUAAUGUUACUUUAUCUUGUAUAUAUUGAAGACUUCCCUCCAUUGUAAAAUAUGAUAGUAUAAAUAUUGAAAAUGUUUAUAGGAUGUAUAUAGUGGUGUUUAUUGCACUCGAGUUGAGAUCUUCACUAUUAAGUUUGGUACUCAAUUUAAUUGUUGUUUUAACGCAACGUAUGAAUAUUAUUCUGCUUGGCUUGAUUUUAUUGUUUUUAUCCAUUAUUUUGAGUUCAUCGAUGUUGGCAUGUCAGUAUUUUUAUUAGAUUUUGAAUUAUACUUAUUUUUAUCAACAGACAUUUAUUUUGUCUCAAAAUUUCUAGUGAUAAAGUUUAAUAUCUGUGAUACUAUUGGAUCACUUU
Messenger RNA from Macrosteles quadrilineatus (aster leafhopper), 4090 nucleotides. RefSeq names its product AP-1 complex subunit gamma-1 (gene AP-1gamma). Lineage: Eukaryota; Metazoa; Arthropoda; Insecta; Hemiptera; Cicadellidae. Bases 39 to 2678 code for a protein of 879 amino acids. Gene Ontology annotation, cellular component: Golgi apparatus; AP-1 adaptor complex; membrane coat. The transcript has 19 exons. Gene Ontology annotation, molecular function: clathrin-cargo adaptor activity. The record is from RefSeq and is a predicted model, not a curated record. Gene Ontology annotation, biological process: intracellular protein transport; Golgi to vacuole transport; receptor-mediated endocytosis.